Molecule: messenger RNA, 3013 nt
Organism: Triplophysa rosa
Lineage: Eukaryota; Metazoa; Chordata; Actinopteri; Cypriniformes; Nemacheilidae
Product: protein phosphatase 1 regulatory subunit 3E
Exons: 1
Coding region: 293-1183 (296 amino acids)
Biological process (GO): regulation of glycogen biosynthetic process
Cellular component (GO): protein phosphatase type 1 complex
Molecular function (GO): glycogen binding; protein phosphatase 1 binding
Source: RefSeq, a predicted model, not a curated record
GAAGGUUGCGAUUUAUAAAUAUUAAUCAAAUGUAUUGUGGGGCGGAGUAAACAAGAAACGCUUGCUUGGCCUAAUUAAUAUUAAUAAAUUUAUUAAUAUUAAUAACCACUGGCUUCGCCAUAGCGGCGCCUAUUCGCAUUUAGCACGGGGUUAUGUUAGCGUUGUUUCGGCAAAAAGGAUAAGAAAUCCUCAGUAGCUGUAAAUGUAAUACGCAGUCACAUUUAAACCGCCCCUCACGCCGUACCUCGAUCUAAACAUUUUUAAGGGCUUUUUUGGAAGCUGGUGUGUAGUAAUGCUGCCUCCCAAAAACUGCAUCCCCAGGAACUACAGCUGUAUCGCCGGUCUGUUCGGGAGCUUAGCAGCAUCCGAGCAGAAGCUUGAGGACGGAGACAUGGAAGGAAAUGAAACGAAUAAAGACUGCGAAAUGCUGGAAAUCAGUGUAGUGUAUGAGAAACCAAGAGGAAGGGAGGCGUUCCUGAGACCCCCGCACAGCCCGACACAGCGUCGCAGGUGUAAAUCUCUUCCCACCUCGGCUGAAAGAGCCAAGCUUGAGAUCGCGCGAAGCCGGAGCCCAAGCAGUCAGAAAAAAGUCAGAUUUGCCGACUCUUUGGGCCUGGACCUGAUUUCCAUCAAACACUUUGACGAUACGGAUGUGCCCGAGGUACCCGAGCGUAUCGUUGAUAAAUUCAGAAAAGCCAGAGCUCUUCACUUAAACAACUUCGACAAGUCGAGCACGUCGAGCCAGUCUGUGUUCAUGGAGCUGCUCUUCACCAGUCCAGGUUCGCUGCCAGACUUCCUGAACAGAGUUAAAGAUGAAAAGGUUUUAUUGGAAUCUGUUCAAGUGGACGAGUUCAGUCUCGCAGGAAUCGUGCGGGUUCUUAACUUGGCUUUCGAGAAAAAUAUCUGUUUGAGGUACACCUUAAAUAACUGGACGUCAUUUAUGGAUGUUCUCGCGUUUUACGUGCCACAUUCAAGCGACGGACUGACGGACAAGUUUAGUUUUAAAAUUAUCACUCCUAACUUUAUGGAGUGUGGAGGAACCCUGCAGUUUGCCAUCAGGUACUUUGUCUGCGGAGGUGAAUUUUGGGAUAACAACAAUGGAAGUAAUUACAAAGUGAAACGUCACAGGUUUAAAAUCUCUCCUCUGAGGGAGUGGGAAAACGGCUGGAUCCAUUUCAUAUAGAGCACACAUUGGCUCUGUGCACAUUUCAGAUUUACAAACAAAUGGCCCACUGAAGGUAACUGUAGGCUACUGUCGUUCACACCAACGGAUGAUAACGUUUUAAUAAUGUUUCAACUCUGCGCUACAGUUUCACUUAAAUACGUGAGCCCCUUUAAUUCCAAUGGAUCUUAAUUGUAUAUAUUAUCGUUCGUCAGACAGCAAAAAUGCUCUAAAAGUGAUUCCAACGAAAUUGUUCCUCUGUAUCGUUAUAUUCAUUGUGGUUUGAACUCCUGAGCAGAGUGAUUUACAUUUGUGUAACAUUUGCAUUUAACAAACCACUAUAAAGUUAACUUCGGUAGACAUUUCUGGUUUUCUCUUGUUUGUGAAAGUCAACCGCUAGUUCCGCCUUCUCGAUGACAGCACACACACACAUCAUAAUAGAUGAACCAGACUGAAAAAUUGUGUAGUCUGAACUGGCCAAUAAUGUUACCUGAUAACGUGCACUUUUUACAUGGCUUUCUAAAAACACACACUUAACGUGGAAUAAUGCAUGAAGACAAUGACAUGUACAGUAAAGACCAAAUUCAGCACACACCUUAUUAAUACUACUAUACUAUGUACAAGCAAGCAGAAGAGCCCGAAAUAUAAAUGCCAUAAGCAGAGUUACAGCUCAUUUUAGGUGAGGGAAACACUUGGAGUACCCUUUCGAGUUUCACAUUUAUAUUCUGUUUUCUUCUGCUUGCCUGCUUUAAGAAGAUGUCCUGAUCUUUCAGGGGAAAUGUUGCCACAAAUGUGCAAAUGGAGCAGUUAGCUAUAUCUUUCUCAUUUAUUGUCAGGCAUAAUAAAUAAAGUCAGCUAGUUAACCAUAAAUAUAACCACUAAAUUGUAUUGUUAGACACAUUUGCAUCUGCAAAAUUAUGAUGGAUUUUGGUGAGCGAAUGGUCAUCCAAACAAGAGCCCUUAAAUCCAUUAAUCAACCUGAGCAGUCAUUUACAUUUGUGUAACAAACAGAUGCAUUUUAAGCAACCACCAUAAACUGUAGUUGGUAUUAAUUAAUUAUGCUGGGUUGUUUCAACCCAACUUUGUCAAAUUGGACAUUUGUAAAGUUAAAUUAUCAGAUUGCUUAUGUAUUAUAGCUGAGGUCUCUAUUACUACUAUUACUAUUGUUAUUAGAGUGUCACUACAUUAAAAUAAAAAUGUUACAUUGAAUAAAGUAUUUUGUUAAGGCUUAGAUUAGAUGUUCCGCUCAAGAAACCCCCAAGGGUUUUCAUGCAACCGGGCACAGGUUUUUAGGUCUUCAGCAGCACCUGAGUAUAUUUAUUAAUGAAUGAUAAAUUAUUGUAACUGUGAACACUUAAGGUACUGUAUGCAUAGAGCCCCUUUUCUUUGAAAAUUAUAUAUAAUAGGGUAUUGACUGCUAAACAAAUGCAUUGUCUAGGUGGUGGGCAGAGUUAAAAGGGAGUUGAAAUACAUUGAAAGGUAUUCAGUUGAGAGCCUAGCUAUUUAAGCCACUCAUUAUAAUCAUUUAGUUGUUAGAAAGCAAUUUGAUGUUUGUGAUGUUUAUUUUGUUUGUAAGAAAUAUAGUGUCAGUCAAAUGUAUUUGUCUGUAAAAGGUAUUUACUUUAUUCUAUGCAAGACCUGUUUGUAAUGUUCACCUUGAGUCUAUCAGUAUUGUUUCACUUUUACACAGUUUGCAUGUAUGUGUAGCACUCCUUUGGUUUUAUUUAUAUUGUAAAUGUCCAUUGUUUCAUACUUUGUUAAGCGUAUUUAAUGUAGAAAUACUACUGUACGAUACCUCACACAGUAAUACAUUCUCCAAAUUUCAAGUUAUGUUAAUAAAGUACUAUUGUG